UCACUGAUGGAAACACAUGAAGAAGCAGAGCUCUGUUUUCCAGAACUCCUCAAUACCUCCUGCCUGAAGCCAGUGGUUUCUCAGACUGAAGCCCUGGUCUAUCACAUCCUGCUGUUUACCUUCUCUCCACUCACUGUGGUUCUCAACCUGAUGGUCAUCAUCUCAGUCGCCCAUUUCAGACAGCUCCACACACCCACCAACCUCCUCCUCCUCUCUCUGGCUGUGUCUGACCUCCUUGUAGGCCUCGUGCUGAUGCCGGUAGAAAUCCUCCGAAAAAUAACCUGUUGGUUUCUUGUUGACUCCAUGUGUUCUUUGUAUUUAUUUUUAGCUUGGUUCUCUGUUUCUACAUCAGUAGGAGACAUGGUGCUCAUCUCAGUCGACCGCUAUGUUGCUAUCUGUGACCCUCUGCAUUACACUAAUAAGGUCACUGUGAAAAGAGUUAAAGUUUGCAUUUGUCUCUGUUGGUUUUGUUCUGGUUGUUAUUGUUUUGUUAUUUUAAAUGAUAACCUGACUCAUCCGGGAAAGCAUCGUACUUGUCAGGGAGAGUGUGUGAGUCAUAUGUACUUUUUCUCCGGUAUUAUUGACCUUGUUGCAACAUUUAUUCUUCCAGUUUCUGCCAUUUUUGCUCUGUACAUGAGUGUGUUUGUGGUGGCUGUGUCUCAGGCUCGUGCCAUGCGUUCUCACAUCACAUCCAUCACAGCCCAGCGUUCAGGGAAGGCCGUCGCCAACAAAUCUGAGCUGAAAGCAGCCCGGAGUCUUGGUGUUCUUGUUGUUGUCUUCUUAAUAUGUUUCUGCCCUUUUUAUAUUGUGUCCCUAACAGGCAACUCAUUUAUUCCUUUAUUAGCCUUUUGCAUGACUUUUGUUAUGUAUUUAAAUUCAUGUGUAAAUCCUCUGAUUUAUUCCUUAUUCUAUCCUUGGUUCAGAAAAGCUGUUAGACUAAUAUUCACUUUGCAGAUACUGCAGUCUGACUCUUGUGAUUACACCAUGGUCUAG
Sphaeramia orbicularis (orbiculate cardinalfish) is the source of this 993-nucleotide messenger RNA. RefSeq names its product trace amine-associated receptor 13c-like. The record is from RefSeq and is a predicted model, not a curated record. Gene Ontology annotation, molecular function: trace-amine receptor activity. Gene Ontology annotation, cellular component: membrane. NCBI's taxonomy places the organism in Eukaryota, Metazoa, Chordata, Actinopteri, Kurtiformes, Apogonidae. Gene Ontology annotation, biological process: G protein-coupled receptor signaling pathway. The transcript is spliced from 2 exons. The annotation marks the transcript as partial.